This is a messenger RNA of Mytilus trossulus (common blue mussel), 1030 nucleotides long. RefSeq names its product piRNA biogenesis protein EXD1-like. Gene Ontology annotation, cellular component: PET complex. Bases 101 to 1030 code for a protein of 309 amino acids. The record is from RefSeq and is a predicted model, not a curated record. Gene Ontology annotation, molecular function: 3'-5' exonuclease activity; nucleic acid binding. NCBI's taxonomy places the organism in Eukaryota, Metazoa, Mollusca, Bivalvia, Mytilida, Mytilidae. Gene Ontology annotation, biological process: piRNA processing. The transcript has 2 exons.
CUUGAAUUUAUUUCUACACAAGUUGUUUUGAAACGUCGGAAAUUGAUAGAAAAAUGGAUAACAAAUAUAGCAUACAAUAGCAACUACACGCAAAAUAGACAUGUUAGGCACAGAUACAUGUAGCAUAGAAGAACAAUCCACCAGUGACGCAGAUACAAAAAGAGUACACAAUUCAUCAGGAUCAUUGACAAAAGAAAACAUUGAAAAAAGCACUGAAUCUUCCAAUAAAAAAGCAGAUCAGAACGAAAAACCUGUUACGGAGGAGGAAGAGCAAGUUGCCAGAAAGUUUGACCAUAGUACUAUGAUUCCCUUGCCCAUCUUCAUAGGUAGGAACGAAAUCAGCACUUACAAAUAUGUUGACACUAAGGAUAAAUUCGUUGAAGUCAUGAAAGAGCUCCAGGAAAUGAUCAAAAAUAAGCAAAUGAUAGCUGUUGAUUGCGAAGGGGUAAACUUGUCGAGAUUUAGCUCAAUAACAUUGAUUAACAUUGGCACUCGAGAUAUGGUCUAUCUAAUCGAUAUUUUGAAAAUAGGGAAUAGUGUAUUUGAUGAUGGUCUCCGUUCUAUACUCGAGGAUAGUGGAAUAGAAAAACUAAUGUUCGACUGCCGAGAAGAUGCCGAUGCUUUAUUACAUAUUCACAAAGUCAAACUUAAUGGAGUACUAGACGUUCAAAUUCUAGAGGUGAACAAUCGAAUACAUGUAUACAGAAAUGGAUAUACUAAGAUCAGAAGCCUUAAGCAUUGCUUAGAGGUAUUUUUAGAAGACGACACAUUAUUGAAUGUCAAGUUACAAGGACAGACUAGUAUGAGUGUGUCGAGAAAUAUUUGGGAGAAAAGGCCACUGAACGACAACAUGUUGAAAUAUGCAAGUGUUGAUAUUAUUGGUCUUUUCAAACUCUAUGAUGCACUUCGUACUAGAAUGGGUCAUAUCGUCUGGAAAGCAGCAUCAAGUCGAUAUUGUGACUGUACUCGUUCAAGAAGCAGAAUGUACCGUGACGGCAGCGGAAUUUUACCAAAAGGAAUACUAUUAUAA